AUGGCUUGGCGCAUGGAAGGCAGAAUCUGUGUUGUCGAGGCCGGCAACCUCGGCGACAAUGGUGACGAGUCGGCUGUUACCGGCAAGCCCGACCAUACUCCUGUUCCGGGCCCCGACAAGACUGUCCAGCCAAGCGCGCCAAAGAAGCUGAUACUUUGCUUCGAUGGCACAGGCAACACUUUUAGCGGAUCCAAUGCCGACACCAACGUCGUCAAGAUCCUGAACAAGCUGGACCGAAAUGAUCCUCAACAGUUUCAUUACUAUCAGACUGGCAUCGGUACCUACGACACGGACGGAACUUCGGUAGAUCAGACGUGGCUGCAGAGCAUUCGGAGCACGGUAGAGCAGACCCUGGACCAGGGGUUUGGCACCGGCUUUGACUCGCACGUGCUGGCCGGAUACCGCUUCCUGAUGCGGUACUACGGCUCGGGCGACAGGAUUUACAUGUUUGGCUUUAGCCGCGGCGCCUUCACAGCCAAGUUCCUGGCGCGCAUGAUCAACACGGUCGGCCUGCUGUGCAAAGGCAACGAAGAGCUUGUCCCCUUCGCGUACCGUCUCUACCAGCGCUACCUGGCUGGCGAGAUUCAGGAGUUCGGAAAGGGGCACGGCGGCAAGAAAGGCCGCAAGAGAGGGGCCAGGAAUGCGGGCGCCGACGGACAGCAGAUGGAAGUGGCACUGACCAAUGGCGGCCAGGAUGAGUCCGGAGUAGAACACCCUAGGCGCGACGAGAUUGCAGCCUUCAGCAACACGUUCUGCCGCAAGGCGCAGGUCCACCACCACGGCCACGUUGACGAGCAGAACAUCAAGGUCUACUUCCUCGGCAUGUGGGACUGCGUGAACUCGGUGGCCGUCCUGGAGCGCAAGACGCCCAAGCCGGUCAAGGUAAGCGGCACAGCACAGUACGUCCGCCACGCCGUCGCCGUCGACGAGCGGCGUGUCAAGUUCAAAGCCGCGCUCUUGGCCCAGGACAUUCGCGCCUCGAUCAGCGAGGACGACUCGGAGGACAUCAAGGAGGUAUGGUUCCCCGGGUGCCACGGCGACGUGGGCGGGGGCUGGCCGGCGGCUGCAGACAACCCUCUCGACACCCAGCACCGCAUGACGAUUUGGCAGCGGCUCAAGAACCUGUCGACGACGCGCAAGGCGCACAAGGCCAGCAAGUACAUGGACUCGGGCCCCUUCCAGAUGAGCGACAUCCCGCUGGCCUGGAUGAUGCGCGAGGUCGAGCUCGUGGGCCAGCAGGACCCGUCGGCCGCCGUCAAAUGGCGCGGCGAUCUCGUCGACCGCUUCAAGCGCCGUUUCCAGAAGAAGAAGUCGCAGGCACUCGGUGGCUUCAUUCACGACUCGCUACGCUUUGGCUACGGCACGGGCUUCUUCAAGGUGCUGCUGUGGAAGUUUCUCGAAUGGCUCCCGUUGAUUACGCGGUGGGAACUUGAGGACGACGACUGGGUCAACGUGCGCUUCCCGCUCAACAAAGGCGCCGCGCGCGACAUCCCCGCCGACGCUGUGUUGCACGAGUCGCUGAUCUGGCGGCUGCGCAACGAUGCCAGCUACCACCCCAGCAACAACCAUGGCGGGAGGUCGGCGGCCUGCCUCAAGCACGAGGAGCGUGUCGCCGACAUCAGCCCCGUCACGGACACAACACCGCCAGACCCCGACCACCAAACUUACACGUUUACCAAGACUAGCACUGCUGGCUAG
Messenger RNA from Lasiosphaeria miniovina, 1698 nucleotides. RefSeq lists its product as uncharacterized. NCBI's taxonomy places the organism in Eukaryota, Fungi, Ascomycota, Sordariomycetes, Sordariales, Lasiosphaeriaceae. The transcript is spliced from 5 exons. The coding region runs from base 1 to 1698 and encodes 565 amino acids. The record is from RefSeq and is a predicted model, not a curated record.